CGCAUGCUCUGACUUUCUCUCUCUUUCGAUUCUUCCGUACUCAGAGUACGCACGGUCUGAUUUUCUCUUUGGAUUCUUCCAAAAUCAGAGUCAUACUGCUCUCGGUGCCAUGAAUGGAGACGACGCCUUUGCAAGGAGACCUAGGGCUGGUGCUCAAAUACAAGAGAAGAUACAAAAGUCCUUCGAUGAUAUUGCCAAAUACUUCUCUAAGAAAGAGUGGGAAAAGAUGAAAUCCUCGGAGAAAAUCAUCUAUGUGUAUAUGAAGAGAAAGUAUGAGGCCAUGACUAAACUAGGUUUCAAGGCCACCCUCCCACCUUUCAUGUGUAAUACAGGGGCCACAGACCUCCAGGGGAAUGAUUUUGAUAAUGACCGUAACCAAGGGAAUCAGGUUGAACGUCCUCAGAUGACUUUCGGCAGGCUCCAGAGAAUCUUCCCAAAGGACCCAAAAGGGGGAAACAUGCCUGGACCCACAGACUGCAUGAGAGAAAGCAGCUGGUGAUUUAUGAAGAGAUCAGCGACCCUGAAGAAGACGACGAGUAACUCCCCUCAGGGAUAUGACACAUGCCCAUGAUGAGAAGCAGAACGUGGUGACCUUUCACGAACAUCAGCAUGGCUGCGGACCCCUCGUCAUCAGGUGUAUAGCAAGUGAAAGCAAGUGUUCACAACAGUGAAAAGUUGAGCGUCAUUUUUCCUAGUGUGCCAAGAGUUCGAUGUUAGUGUUUCCGUUGUACUUUCUUACGUGUGCCAUUCUGUUAGAUAUUAGCAUUUUCAUUGAUGAGCAAGACAUGCUUAAUGUGUAUUUCGGUUUGUGUAUCCAUGCACCUACCUCAGAAAGCAAGUGUAGUCAGGUAUUCUCUCUAUAGAACAGCACUGCCCUCCUCUCUCCCCAGGUGUGACUACUGAGGGCAGAUCUGAGUGUUUAAUUUCCGAUUUUCUCCUCUGCAUUUACACACCACACACACACACACACACACACACACACACACACACACACACACACACCAAGUACCAGUAUAAGCAUCUCCCAUAUGCUUUUCCCCAUUGCCAUGGGUCCUGGUCAAGCCCCCCUCAAUCUGUUUCCUGUUCAGCAUGUACUCCCCUCCUCUCAUUCCCUGUAUCAGUCACUGACAGUUAAUAAACCUUUGCAAACGUUC
This is a messenger RNA of Pongo pygmaeus (Bornean orangutan), 1154 nucleotides long. RefSeq names its product protein SSX7-like. Gene Ontology annotation, biological process: regulation of DNA-templated transcription. Gene Ontology annotation, cellular component: nucleus. The transcript has 7 exons. Lineage: Eukaryota; Metazoa; Chordata; Mammalia; Primates; Hominidae. The record is from RefSeq and is a predicted model, not a curated record. The coding region runs from base 110 to 499 and encodes 129 amino acids.